Molecule: messenger RNA, 1552 nt
Organism: Nothobranchius furzeri (turquoise killifish)
Lineage: Eukaryota; Metazoa; Chordata; Actinopteri; Cyprinodontiformes; Nothobranchiidae
Source: RefSeq, a predicted model, not a curated record
ACCGGCUGGUCCUUGUUAUGGGUAAUGAGGCCGGUGAGGACAAAAGGGUGACAGAUCUACCGAGUUGGUGUGUGUGGUCGACCUGUCAUUGUGUUUUGAAAGCCUCAGCUCAGCCCGAAACAUCUUACGAAGAAAAAGAGAAGCGGAACCACAUUAUUGUACUUUGUUUCUUUCGGAUUUUGGAGCCGGUGUACAGGCGGUUUGCUUCAAAAAAUAUGGCUUCAAGAAGAAAAUCGGCUAUGCCGAGCUCUUUUUCUAACGCUUCUUCUGAUACGAAAAGCACAAAAAGUGGAAAUGCUUCAAACAAAGCCAACAACAGUGGAAAUGGGAUGAAAACCGUUAAAUCCAGUGGCAGUGCAGUCAGGUCUCGGUAUCUACAACCUGCUGAAAAGGCAUCUCUCUCAAAGACUAAUUCCCUGACUGAUUCGUUUGCUGUGCCUCAGCGGCCUUCUUCACCUAAACCCACUUUUGUAAAAACAAAGGUCGGGACACCACCAAGACGCUCAAUGCCUGCUCAGGCACUCGCAGCAGAGUCAACAGUGUCACGUGAAACUGGUCCCUCACUUCAUGGUAAAAGCAUUCUGCAGUCCACUUUCUCAGAUGGUCACUGCUUUCGACCAGAUUUUGAUAUUUCAGUCAUUAAAGAUAAAACGGUGAUUGAGACUGCAGCAGAACCUGACAAAAACCCCGAGACUGAGAAGCAGAAUGUGGAAAUGCAAACAUUCCUCCUUGCCUACCUCACAGCCAAGAUGGAGAAUAAUACCACCAAAUUCAAGGCUGAGGCAGAGGAACGAAUCUUUCAAGGCAUUCAAGAAGAGAUGCGGUUGCAUAAUGAGGUCAAGGAAAAGAAACGCCAAUAUCUUCUAGCAGAGAAACGAAGGCUGAUGAAUGAGAUGUUGGACUUGCAGAUUGAGAUACUGACGCCCGUGGCCAAGGCAGCCAAAGAGUUCACAAACAACUACAAGGGUUUUGCAACAGCUGUUGAUGCCACACGUCAUGAACUACCAAUCAAGAAUUUCUACAUUAAUGGAGACGGAAGGGAAUUUCUAGAUAAAGCUGAGGCUUAUCUGAAGGAAACUGAGACGCUGUUGCUGGAGUGCUCACAGGGGGACCCCAUGGAGAACAGCACAUCUUUGGAUUGUCUGAGAGACAUGAAAAUAAAAUCAAAGGAAAUCAGUCAGCAGCUUUCAGGAACAUUUUCUGAGCUGCAGGAGCUUUCGUCAUUGGUUUGCCGCCAUUCAGUCUAUUCUCAGCAGGCCAUGGAGGAAGAGCAACUGGGCAGCUCAAGAACCCGCGAGCUCUUCUGCCUCAAACAUUGAAGAAUACCACACAGCAUGGGAGAUGCCAUACAUGUACUUUGGAAUCCCACAGUUCCUAACUAAUUUUCUCUGAUGUGUAAAUAGAUUUUGUGUCUUAUGUCCUUGUAUGUGUUAACUUUGUUGCAGUUGUAGGAGAACUUGUGCAGUUUUUCAGCCUGAUGUAAUUUAAUAAAGAAAUGAAACAACAAAUGAUUGGGGUUAACUUUCAUGAAACUGUUCUAAGAGAAAUGAAG